AUUUUUGUCUCCUGUUUAUAACAUUUUCUUCGCACGUCUUUUUUUUUUUUCGUUCUUGUCAGUCCUUGUGAUUGUGACUACUUCUUAAUACCUUUUUGAACCAUGCAUUAGUAAGACUAACGAUGAACAUGAAAAUGACCUUGUUGUAGUCUGCGAAGACCAAGACGAGUCCUUCUGCUGCUACGUGCAUGUGAACAAUCCGUGUUCGGUUGAUUCGGGCUUGACGGAUCCGUUAGAACCUGUCCCAUUUGGUGUGCACCUAAGUAGACGCAACGAGCAGUACGAGUCGUGCUACACCAGCUACUAGAAGUACAACAAUAGCGAAGAGCGUCAAGUCCCUAAGAAACUUCUAGUUGUCCUACGAGUGGACAUAAUCAACCUCGCUCACUACUCGGUCGUGAACAGCAAAGUAGUAACAAGAGAAGAAGACACGACUAGAAGAGGACUUCUGCUGCUACUACAACUGCUAGUGCUACUUCUACCGUACUAUUAGACUUCUACAGCGAGCUACACUACUAGAAGAGGACUUCUUCUGCUACUACAACUGCUACUUCUACCGUACUACUAGACUUCUACUGCUACACUACUAGAAGAAGACCUGGUGUACUACUAGAAUCUACUAGAAUCGACCUCCCACUGAAACAAGAAAACAACGCCCUGUGCAAAGAAGCACACGUUUGGCGCGGACAAAUCGCCAAGUAGUCCUUGUUGAUUUUGCAGUUGAACAUCGGUCCAUUUAUUUUUCAGCUGCUUCUAUACGCACAAGAAAAGAACAAGAGGAACAAGAGAACAACAGGUUUCAAGAGGAACAGAACCAAGUAGAGUUGCACGACAAACAACAUGAAGGUUGGCACGACAUCUGCUGCGUCGUCCUCACGGACGCUGCAUGAAGUCUUAGACGCAGACGAAGAUCACCUCCUUACAGAAGAAGGAGUGACAAGACAAGAUUUGAUUGUUAUGGCACUGCUGCAGUCUUCCCUCCCUGUAUCUAAAAGAGGUUGGUAUCUAAAUGGUAGGAAGACCAAAGUCACCCAGUAAUAUCGUUCUAACUGGGCGGCGUGUUGAGUAUUCACUACUCCUGCCACUACUUCACCACAGCUUAUUAUUCCUUUCACCACAGCUUAUUUUCCCUUAAUAGUACCCUCAUGCUUCUCUCCCUGCUCACGACACUUCCUCUAAAGUGGAGGUGUUACUAAAGCUCACAGAUCAGAAAGCAGUGGCGAGGGAGUGCCACCAUAUGGCUAUGGUCUUAGAAAAGGAAAGGAAUUGGCAAAAUCAGAAAAUUGAGGAGGAUAAAGGUACUUGAACUUUUUAAUUGGCAGAAUCAGAAAAUUGAGGAGGAGAAUGAAGUUGCUUCAACUUUUUGAGUCAUUCCCAACUCCAACAAACUUACACUUUUUCUGCAGUUUAUCUUGUUGAGAAGUGAUGAAUUAUGAGUAUAUAGGCUAUAGCCUAGCCUUCUAAUAUUUACCAUAGCCUGACCUUCAAUGUCUGGAUGAUCGAACUUUUUUUCAGUUGAGCAGUUAGAAGACAAUGUAAUAACGGACUUCGCGAGACGGCUUGUGGGCGUCUGCAAGCAAGCUCCUUUGAGGAUGAACGACGGAGAGCGACAGACAUGGAAAAUCCUCGAAUGCGCCUUACAAGUGUCGGAGUACUUAUUUCGAGGCAUGUUGAUUACGAUCACCACGACUGACUAUCUAAAAAAUGUAGCACAGGAACUACUCAUCCGGCUGCAUCUUCGACUAUCGAAAUUUACAACUCCUUCUACUCUUCGUCUUCAUCGUGGUGCUUACCACAAUUAAUUAUGUUGUAUCCUUUCAUUGUAAUUCAUGUUCAUCUAGUAAGGCCAGAAGAGUAAUUUGGAUUAGAUCCUCCAAAAAUGCACCAGGUAUACCGACAAAAUAGACGUGCUAGGUUUGGCGAGGAGUAAGCUAGACAUGAUUCACUCUGAAAUCCUGCGGUUGUGUAAUAUUAUAGCAGGAAUGAUCGUAUCGCACAGCUACGAGAGGGCAAAAAGCACACUGAUGUCCUCCGAAAACCUGAUACAAGUAUGAAGAGGAUACAACUAAGUUUGUAUCUUAGGAUAACUGGUUCCCUUCCGCACAUGAAAAAGUGCAAAGGAAGGCUCUGAAGUAGUAUAACAACACGUCAAGGUUAGGUACAAUCAUCAUCAUCGUCAUUGGUAUUAUCUGGAGCUGCUGCGUCCAUCGGUAUUAUCAUUAUCUACAGCGGAUUUCCAUUUCUAUCUCCACUAUUCCUAGCUCCCGCCCACUACCAAGAGCAGUUCUUGAUACUUUUAUCUCUCCUCCCUGUCUCUACUUCUCACUGUCUCUACUUCUCAUGACCCUGUUGAUUCUCCUUUCCUAAAUGCAAGAACAACAUAAUAGUACCUCAUAUCGAACAACCUCCGUUCCUAAAUGCAAGAACAACAUAAUAGUCCUCCCUCACAUCGGCCCCCUACAACCCUUACCCCACGAUUACCUCUUCAUACCGAAACGAAAACGUUUAUCGACGAGUUUUCGAACUGGGGAGAAGAGCGAAGAUAAUCAAUCCUAACAUGAUGCGCAGUACCUACGGGAAAAUGAUGUGGAUGCUCAUGGACGCCAACAUUAAGGCUUUAUCUUAAGUAAGAUAAAACGUAAUGAAAAUAUCUUCUACUAACUAGACUACUAAGUAAUAAAACCGAGUAAAACGACCUAAUAAAAAAACCGUCCUGAUAUAACCUACUAUAAAACUAGCAUAGCCUAAUGAUCGUAGACUACUGCACGCAGUUGUAGUACAAAGAACCCUAAGUACUUCUCCACGUUAAAGUUAGUACUAGACUACCUAAUUAUAACUAGACUACUAGAGACCGACGAAGAGUAGCUGAAGUUCGAAAUCAAAUCGCUUAGACUGGCGUUACUGAGAUGAAAGGAAAGCAGGGGUCACUGAGAGUGUCACAUGACAGGGGAAAACUAAGGGAAAACAGGGGAGUCCUCUGGUAGUACCGGAUCCCGUACUGAGGUAAGCGUAUAGCUCUAAUAAUAGGCCAGAAAUUGCGAAAAAUCUAGGCUUCAAUCCGGCGAGUGGAAAAGUUCUUACGGUAAUAAUGGAAUUGUGACGUUGCACUGCCAGCUGAGUCAGAAUAUCAAUAUCGCUGACGCUGAUACCAGCUGAGUCAGAAUAUACUUGAUUCUUUCCGAAAUUCACCGAGCAACCUCUUCUAGCUUGAAUUGUACAGUUAGAGUUGCACUGAUACUUACUUCUCACUUUGUUUUCAAAAAAAAAAAGGUGUACGAAUUCUUGAUCUCCAAGCACCGAGAUGACGCGGAAGCGUUUCUGAAAGAGCCACUCCUGGAGGCGGCGAUAUUGGAGAUAGACGGCGAUGGGAAGACGAGGGAGGAAAUCCAAGCGUUAGUCAAAAGAAAAGAAGAUGCAGUGGCUGAAAUAAAACGAAAGUACUAUAUGAUAGAGUACUUAUAAAUGCUGGAAGAUCAUUUGGAUUCAUUUAGAUCAUCUAGUGAUUCAUUUAGAUCAUUUAGUGGUCGCUGAGAUAAAACGAAAGUAUUGGACUUAAAUUCGUGGUCUUCGUUUAAGAUUAAUCAUUCUAGUGCAGCUGGGGGUUUUUUUUUUGAUAUCAAUUCAUUGUUUUCCAGUCGUUUCUCUGAAAUACAUUAUUUCGCAAGUGCUGAAAUGUUUACACCUCGAUUCUCUUCAAUAACACGACCUGCUCAACAGGUAUGGUCGCCGUCCUUGUCCUACUGGGUCAGGCCCUUCGGUAGGAGAUUUACUGAAAGAGUUUGCCGAUGAGGGCAAGGAGGACGGACCUCCGCAGCCAAGAGAAAGGAUGACUGUUAUGGAUGAGUAGAUGAGUUGAUUAGUAAAAAUUGUAAUACUACAUUUGUUACAAUAGAAAGGAUGACUCUUAUGCUGGACGAGAUGAUAGCUUAAUUAGUUGUAAAAAUACGUCUUACAGCCUACAAUAGUGAGUGUGAGAACUGUUAAGCUUAAGUGAGAACUUUCAACAUCUUCUUGGCUAGAUUUAGUUUUACUAGAUAGAUUCUACAUGAUUGGUAAGAACCCACGGGGGGCAGGAGUAGUUAUAAUCCUGUUUUCUAAUUAGGUCGGCUCCACCACAAAUAUUAAAAAGAAGUGCAACAAACAUAAUUAAAAACCUUACAUACCCCACGAUUGGGUACACUACUACUGCUACUACUAAUGCAAGAGUGGAAGUGGAGACGAUCCUGAAAUCGUUGCAAGACAACUACGCCCAUACAGCCUCAACGGUUCGCCCUGUCGAGAAGAUGAUCGCGCUGUUAGAGAAGUUCUUUAGCUUCAGCAAGACCGGACCAAAACAUUUAGAACAGGAUUUGUCCAUCCGUAGUGGCCAAGCGGGCAGUUGUUUGACGCAUAAUUAUGAUGCAGUUCUUGCUUGUAGUAGUUAUAACCUAAGUUGUAACGGAAUGAAGAUGCUCAUGCUGAUGGGAAGAUUAAGAAUAUUUACUUUCCUUUAUAGAAUUAAUAGCCGGGACGAUAGCCGAUUAGUCUUCUGAGUAAUCGGCGUCUAGUCCUUUCAUGAUCAUCAUGUGGUGGGAAGAAAAAACUCAAACUCUUCUAGAUGCAGCUGUACUCAAAUUUAUCAAGUAGAAGAAGUACAACAUGUUCUUGUACAACAUCAGCCUGAAAAAUUGCAUCUCUUUUAUGCAGUUUUAUUUUGAUACUCAAGUACAUGUAGGUACAUCUACAUGUUGUACAAUACAAGCACAUCUACAUGUUGUACAGUUUUAUUUUGAUACUCAAGUACAUGUACUAACCAAUAUCUGUUCAAUGUCUCUUUCCUCUAACCUCGUCACAACCAGCAUUAUUUAUUUGUGUCGCAGAGUUUAACACUGUGGAAAAACAUCAUGCGGGAUAUGAUUGUGCUAUGGCACGAGGCGGAGAACGAUAUGCUCAACGAGCGGUACAGGCUGACAGACACCGGACAGUUAGGGAUAAAAAUGAUGUUUUAUUAUAUUCUUCUUGUUCUUGAUUUCAACGUUAAGGGUAUGGAGCAGCAACACUAUGCCAAAAGCGAACAUAGAAAAGUGGUUUAUACGCUCACUGCGUCAUAAGUGAGCCCACUCCUAUCCUAUCCUAUCAACGUUAAGGGUUGUUGUAAUGAUGUAUUAAUAUCAAUGAGAAGUCGUAUAGGAUUACAGAUGCAUAAUAUACAGGACAGUUGUUACGGGUAAUCUACUUAGAUGGGCUCAUCUACCUCUUGUCUGUGCCUGCUCGUUGUCGUUACCUCUUGAUCCGAUCACUAUUCUCGAAAUCAGGGUCUUAUUAAUCGUAUUUAGUACCUUCUCUAAGACACGGCCUCAACCGCAUGCAAGGCGCACCCAUGGUGAGCAAGGUCAUGAAGAAGAUCUUACAUCAAACGCAAAGCGAAUGCGCGGCAAAGGGGCAACAGUGGGUCGGUCUUAGCGUGGUGCAUCUAGGUAUUUCUCUUUCAUCUAGUUUGUUCCAGACGUUGUAUAUCAUCUUAGAUGUUGCGUAAUUGUCUACUAGAUUCUAGUAUUACACAUCUUCCUAGUCUAGAAAGAUCUAGUAGUACUCAACAUCUUCCGAAGUCUAGAGUACAACUACUUCAACUUGUUGAAGACAACGACCCAUUGAUUCCCAUACUGAAAAGAACUAACUUGAAGUUCAUCUGAAUAUAAACCACCCACCCUGAAAAUCUUAUCCGCCAAACAACAGGUGACCGAGAUGUUCCGAAUGCACUGGUGUUUAUCGACAAGUAUACCCAAGUCCCAAGGAUAUUGGCUUUAAGGAGUCACACUGUAUCUGUUGAGCUUAAUGUGCAGGGCGGAGGCGGGGGCACCCCCUAAAUCAAUCCUGAACAGUCCUCGUCUACUUACUAAAAACAUGUUAUUAUUUUUUCUAGACAUCUACCAAGUGGCCAUCUUUUCUAGCCACAAUUCAGAUUCUCUUGUCCUACUUCGAAGCUCUUCGCAGGUACAAGCCUCUUCAUCUACUACGCACCUUUUCUUCGAGGGAACGUAGUCUAGUGCAGCAAAACUUUUCUUUUACCUCCUCCACCAACCUCUAUGAAGAUGACUCUCUAAGGUUCCCAAUAGUGAAGGUAAUCGAGCGGCUGCCCUGUCUCGAAAAGGAGUCUGAGAAACUGCGUGAAUUCAUCCAGCAAUUCGGUGGUGCUGAGGAGGCGCAAAGGGUGAUAUUGAGGGACUUUUUUCGCCAUGGAUUCGACGGCUCCGGUGACGAUUAAGGCUAGUUGUAUCACAAAUAAAGGGGCAUAAUUACAAAAGUUCGUUGUUAGUAUAAAUUAUACUACAGUUCUAUAAUAAUAAAUAAGGAAGCACUUAAUCUUAAAUUAAUAGACUUAGACAGCCAGCAUGUUUUCCUCUUUCUACCUUUAUGCUAGUAUCCCUUCUUGCAAUAUACUAGUUCUUAGUGGAGGCGGGGCAAUGUAGUCUUUAACAUCAUGUAGCCAUGAUCCUUGAUGGCUCUUGUUUUUCCUGUGCAGGAUCCAUAACCGAAGGUAAGUAACCUAACCUGCUAACCUAACCUGCUAACCUAACCUGCUAACCUAACCUGCUAACCUAGCCUGCUAGUGCUAACCUAACCUGUUGCACAUAAAGUUGUAGAAGCACGCCCAGUUGUAGAAGUACUUCCUCAGAGGCUUCUUCCCAGGUGGUUUUGGCUAUCACUGAAUGAAUUAUUUCUAGUGCUGGACGAAAGCAAAGGUGGGAAAAAGAAAGCGCUUGUACAACUUACUAGCUCUAGUGUCCUUGUGGUCCUUAUUAAUUUGAUCGCAAAAAUCUAAGACAACGGCGGUUCGUGUAUUGACGGCCGGCUAACGAGCGCGUGGAAUUGGUGUUCCCAGAUCGAGAAGAAGACCUAUUUCCCACUCUUUCUAUUAGCAGGAUGGCAAGGAUUUGACGGCUAGAGGAGUGGCAAGCAGAUUUGACGCUCAGCGGAUGAACAGGAAUGGCAAGCAGAUUGGACUGGAAUGCCAGGUCGUCGUGGGAUAUUUUUUUAUGGUGCUGAAUUAAUAGAGUUUUUAGAAAGUUGCUUGCACAACGUACUACCUAGUGGACGAGUUCAACUUGGACAUGCUUUUUUAAGGGCUAUAACUUGUUGUCAGUUGAACACGACGGUUCUUUGUUGUAACCGCAAGGAUAUUGAUUAUCCUUGGUACUGUAAUCGUAUCCGUAGUACUAGGGUUACGUCGGUUAGUGGAAGACGAAGACGUGCUUUUUUAAGGGCUACUAGUCAGUGAAACACGAGGACGGUUCUCUUCUUACAGGCAGCUAGAAGAAGUAAUAUGUUGACUAUCAUGAUGGGACUCUCAAGAGUUGCUUUCUCAAAACUCCAGUCCAUAUUCUUUAUCCAAUCCACAUUCUUUAUCCAAUCCACAUCCUUGGUCUGCGAUUUAUCCAAAGGAAAGGACAAAAUCUCACAUUCUUGCCAACACAUCAUGACAAAUGGAUUUUUCAGAUUUUUCUCCGGACCACGUGGUCGACAAGACUAGGGGAUGAUCAGCAUCUUUCCUCCAGACGUCGACAAGAAGACUCUUAAAAGAUGGUCAGCGUCCAAGAAUGGUUUAUUUCUUGCUGCUUGUCACGCCAAGAGGUAGGAAGAUCUUCACAUUUUUAUUUCGUGUCCUCGUAGGUAUUCUUGCUGGAAA
This is a messenger RNA of Amoebophrya sp. A25, 7666 nucleotides long. The record is from the annotation of a GenBank genome assembly. Lineage: Eukaryota; Dinophyceae; Syndiniales; Amoebophryaceae.